AUGCUUCGGAAAAACAAUAUGGCAAAACGGACGCUCAUUUACUGUUACUUGAUUGGCAUAGCAGUUCUGUUUACGGCCUGGGUAACGAUUCAUUCCCACAAAGAGAUUGUCGCCAUCUAUCGCUGGAAUUCGCCCGUCUCUUCCGAUAUCCCUCACUCGGCAUCGACGUACACGCAAAAGGCAGACAAAGCUGGUGAUGUUCGACCUGACAUUCAGCAACGUGAAGCAGCAAAGAAACUAUUGGCUGACAAUAAGAACAGCACGUCUCGCUCAUUCAAACUCAUUCUGAUGUGGAGUACGUGGAUGUCAACGAUGGCCGACGAACCGCUGGUCAAGGCCCGUUGCCCAGUCACGUCAUGUCUUUUCACGUCAGACAUGUCGCUCAUUCAUCAAAGCGAUGUCGUCGUGUUGUACAUCGACACGCUGACAGAUGUCCCGAUGAACCGUCAACCGCAUCAGCGUUUCGUUUUCGCCCAGCUCGAAUCGCCUGCCAACACCAAACUGGACACCAUCAGCGAUCCUCGUCUCCGGUACGACUAUUUCAACUGGACCAUGACGUACCGGAGAGACUCUGACGUCAUCCUUCGCGAUUAUUAUGGCUCUCUAGUGAAAAUCAGCAACAGCACAACAAGAAUAAUCAAACAGAACGAAGCCACUCUAAUCAGGAGCAAAACGAAAUUAGUGGCUUGGUUUGUGGCUCAUUGUACGACGCCCAUCCGCAGGGAAGAGUACGUUCGCCAAUUGAGUCAGUUCGUGACGGUCGACAUCUUCGGCCGUUGCAGCCAAGAAUGCCCGUCCAAUUGCGACGACAUGUUGCGCUCCGAUUACAAAUUCUACCUGGCCUUGGAGAAUUCGUGGUGUCCAGACUACGUGACGGAGAAGUUCAUCCGGCCGCUGGCGUACGACGCCGUGCCGAUCGUCUUAGGCGGCGCUGAUUACGGCCGUUUCGCACCUCCGCAUUCUUACAUCAACGUUCGUGAUUUUGGUUCUGCUAAAGAACUGGCUGACUAUUUGAUGGUGCUAGACAAAUCAGAUGAUCUUUACGCACGUUACUUUGACUGGAAAAGAGACUAUGACGUCACUCUUCUCGAUUUGUCCGGCUGGUGCGACCUGUGUCAAAUGGCCCACGACGACUCUUUGCCGAACAAAUCCUACCGAGACAUUAAACAAUGGUGGAUGUCGGACGGAGGAGAAUGCGAAACGAAUUCUACCAAAUUAUAUUACUGAAUCUUUCACGCUGUUCCGAUUUUGUGUAUGUGCUCUCUAAGAAAUAUCUCGGGGUUUUUACCGAGAAAUAACUCGGUAAUCAACGUCCAGACUUUUUUGUCGGCAUUUUUUUACCGACAAUUUAAAUCAGGAAAACAGUGGUAAUCCGAAUACUAUUGUCGAUUUACCUUUAUUUUCCCAAAAUUUGGGGGGUGUAUCCACCCCCUUCAUUCUCAAGGUCCAGACGUCUGGUUUCCCCCUUCUACGGUUCUACCCCUACUGUAUUCUUGUAUUUUCAAGGUCUGUCUGUCUAAAUGUGUGCAGACGUCCUUCAUCAUCAUGCAGUACUUUGUAAUAUCAUAAACGGUUAAGACAUUAUUUUAAUUGUUAUUGAAUAACAUUAACUUAAAAAUUUUUAUUUCUAAUAACUUUAUUUAAUGCCAACUAUUUAAUUUUUUGUCGAUAUUUUAAAACUAUUACCUCUCUUCGACCUACUACUAUUCGUUUAGCUCUGAGCUGGUGGUUAUUGGGGGAUUCGAACCAUAGCACCAUACGUCUUUUUCAUAUAAAUAUGAUAUUUUACCACUGUGCCACAUUGACUAUUAUAUGUGCAUUACAGAAUGCACUAUAUUGUGAGACAUGUGUAGGGUGAUAGAAAAAUUUUCAUAGAAUUGAAAAUCUUAUAUGUUAUGAAUAUGAAUUAGACUUUUGGCCAUUAACGUUCCAUAUAAAUUGAUUUUACGAUUGUCGAAUUGUCGAAAAAAGAAUUGCAAAUUAACAACUGCACUCAUUCUCUUCAUCUUGAGGCCAAAAUGGAAAAAAUGUGCCUCCCCGUUAAAAAAUCCUUAUUUGUUAGGAUAACCAAUUUGCCAAACCUAAGGGAAAACAAUUUUUUUUUUUGUAAUCCUUCAUUCUUACAUAAACAAUACAAACAAAAAUGUCCCCCA
Daphnia magna is the source of this 2153-nucleotide messenger RNA. RefSeq names its product alpha-(1,3)-fucosyltransferase C. NCBI's taxonomy places the organism in Eukaryota, Metazoa, Arthropoda, Branchiopoda, Diplostraca, Daphniidae. Gene Ontology annotation, molecular function: alpha-(1->3)-fucosyltransferase activity. Bases 1 to 1227 code for a protein of 408 amino acids. The record is from RefSeq and is a predicted model, not a curated record. The transcript has 2 exons. Gene Ontology annotation, cellular component: membrane.